Colletotrichum spaethianum is the source of this 882-nucleotide messenger RNA. RefSeq names its product dehydrogenase patE. The record is from RefSeq and is a predicted model, not a curated record. The coding region runs from base 1 to 882 and encodes 293 amino acids. Gene Ontology annotation, molecular function: oxidoreductase activity, acting on CH-OH group of donors; flavin adenine dinucleotide binding. Lineage: Eukaryota; Fungi; Ascomycota; Sordariomycetes; Glomerellales; Glomerellaceae. The transcript has a single exon. Gene Ontology annotation, biological process: secondary metabolite biosynthetic process.
AUGGUAUCUGGUGUCGGUCCCAAGGAGCAGCUCGACAGGUUUAAAAUUCCCGUGAUUGCGGAGCGCCCCGGUGUCGGCAAACACAUGGAGGACCACGUCUUCUUUGGUCCUACAUGGCGUGUCAAGGUCCAGACUCUGACCCGUCUCGCCAACGACCUGAUCUACACGGCUGCUCAGUUCGCUACACCCUACAGUGUACUCAAGCAGGGUCCACUUACCAACCCGGUCUGCGAUUUCCUCGGCUGGGAGAAGACGCCUCGCGAUCUCAUCUCUGCGGAAGCCGCUGCUGUUCUCGACAAUAAGUUCCCUCCCGACUGGCCUGAGAUCGAGUAUCUGACCGCGCCGGGUUACGUUGGCGACUUUGCCAAUCUUCUCCUAACACAACCCAAGGACGGAUAUCAGUAUGCCACCAUCCUCGGUGGUCUGGUCGCUCCUCUCUCCAAGGGUACUGUCACCCUUGCAUCGGCCGACACUAAGGAUCUGCCCCUCAUUGACCCCAAUUGGCUGACUGAUCCGACCGACGUUGUCGUUGCGAUCGCGACAUUUAAACGCCUUCGUCAGGCAUUCGCCAGCAACGCCAUGCACCCGGUUUUGGCUGACAACAAGGAGUACUUCCCCGGUUCCAAAGUUGAGACAGACGCACAGAUCCUCCAGAACAUCCGCAACACUGUCAUGACAAUCUGGCACGCAAGCUGCACUUGUCGUAUGGGAAAGACAGACGACCCUAGGGCCGUUGUCGACAAGGACGCCAAGGUCAUUGGUGUUUCCGGCCUAAGAGUAGUGGACGCUAGUAGUUUUGCCUUGUUGCCUCCCGGUCACCCUCAGAGUACCGUUUACGUCUUGGCCGAGAAGAUUUCGGCCGAAAUUUUGGCAGGCUACUAG